Messenger RNA from Tupaia belangeri chinensis (Chinese tree shrew), 5939 nucleotides. It is a transcript of the gene NOL6, whose product is annotated as nucleolar protein 6. The transcript has 26 exons. The record is from RefSeq and is a predicted model, not a curated record. Gene Ontology annotation, cellular component: CURI complex; small-subunit processome; UTP-C complex. NCBI's taxonomy places the organism in Eukaryota, Metazoa, Chordata, Mammalia, Scandentia, Tupaiidae. The coding region runs from base 120 to 3560 and encodes 1146 amino acids. Gene Ontology annotation, biological process: rRNA processing; tRNA export from nucleus.
CGGCCUGGGCUCUGCUAGACUAGCUCUCUGGUGUUCAGCGUCUCUGCCCACGUGGGAACCUAAGCUUUGUAGAACCGUCUUGAACCUAAAGUGCGGGAGAAAAACCUGCAUCAGGAGUGAUGGGACCGGCACCUGCCGGAGAGCGGCUGGGUGGAGCAGCUGGAGAGUCCGAGAUGAUUGAACCAGCCCAGCAAGGCACAGGCAGGGAGGUGCAGAAGGCAUCCUCAAGGAAGCGUACAGUGGCUACAUCUCCAGUGGAGGGCCUCCUUCAGCCAGUGAAGCUCAGCCGGGCAGAACUGUACAAGGAGCCUACCAAUGAGGAGCUGAAUCGCCUUCGGGAGACCGAAAUCCUGUUCCACUCCAGCUUGCUUCGUUUACAGGUAGAGGAGCUACUAAAGGAAGUGAAGCUGUCAGAGAAGAAGAAGGAUCGUAUCGACACCUUUCUACGAGAGGUCAACCAGCGGAUCAUGAAAGUGCCCUCAGUCCCUGAGACAGAGCUUACUGACCAGGCAUGGCUCCCUGCUGGGGUUCGAGUUCCCCUCCACCAAGUGCCUUAUACCGUGAAGGGCCGUUUCCGCUUCCUGCCCCCAACUCAGGUCACUGUUGUGGGCAGCUACCUUCUGGGCACCUGCAUCCGACCAGACAUCAAUGUGGAUGUGGCACUGACCAUGCCUAGGGAAAUCUUACAGGACAAGGAUGGGCUGAACCAGCGCUACUUUCGCAAGCGUGCCCUCUACCUGGCCCACUUGGCUCACCAUCUGGCCCAGGAUCCCCUCUUUGGCAGUGUUCACUUCUCCUACGCCAAUGGCUGUCACCUGAAACCCUUACUGCUGCUGCGGCCACAUGGGAAGGAUGAGCGCCUGGUCACCGUACGUCUACAUCCAUGCCCACCGCCUGACUUUUUCCGCCCAUGCCGUUUGCUGCCAACCAAGAACAAUGUGCGCUCUGCCUGGUACCGAGGUCAGAGUCCUCCAGGAGAUGGGAGCCCAGAGCCACCAACUCCCCACUACAACACAUGGGUCCUGCAGGACACAGCUCUUGAGUCCCAUGUGCAGCUGCUGUCAACUGUGUUGGGCUCAGCCUCCGGGCUAAAGGACGGCGUGGCACUUUUGAAGGUGUGGCUGCGGCAGCGGCAGCUGGACAAGGGCCUAGGUGGGUUUAACGGAUUCCUUAUGUCCAUGCUGGUUGCCUUCCUCGUGUCUACACGGAAGAUUCACACCACCAUGAGCGGCUACCAGGUCCUGCGAAGCGUCUUUCAGUUUCUUGCCACCACGGAUCUGGCAGUCAACGGCAUCAGUUUAUGUCUCAGCUUAGAUCCCUCCUUGCCGGCCCUGGCAGACUUCCACCAGGCCUUCCCUGUUGUCUUCCUGGACUCCUCAGGCCGUCUCAACCUCUGUGCUGAUGUCACUGCCUCCACUUACCACCAGGUGCAGCAUGAGGCACGGCUGUCCAUGGCAUUGCUGGACACCAGAGCUGAAGACGGGUUCCAGCUGCUGUUGAUGACUCCUAAACCCAUGAUUCGGACUUUUGACCAUGUCCUGCAUAUCCGUCCACUGAGUCGCCUGCAGGCAGCGUGUCACCGGCUGAAGCUCUGGCCAGAACUGCAAGACAAUGGUGGGGACUAUGUCUCUGCUGCUUUGGGUCCACUAACUACUCUUCUAGGACAGGGCCUGGGACCCCGGCUUCUCCUCCUGGCUCACUCGCGGCCCUCGGUCCCAGAGUGGGACAUUAGCCAAGGUCCACCAAAGCACAAAGACUCUGGGAUGCUGACCCUGGGAUUGCUCCUUCAGCCUGAGGGGCUGACCAGUGUCCUUGAACUAGGUCCCGAAGCUGACCAGCCUGAGGCUGUUGACUUUCGCCAGUUCUGGGGACCUCGCUCAGAGCUUCGACGUUUCCAGGAUGGAGCCAUUCGGGAAGCAGUGGUCUGGGAGGCAACCUCUAUGUGCCAAAAGCGCCUUAUUCCCCACCAGGUGGUCUCCCACCUUUUGGCACUCCAUGCUGACAUCCCAGACACCUGUGUCCACUAUGUGGGGGGUCAACUGGAUGCACUGAUCCAACGCCCAAAAGAGACAUCCAGCACAGGCGAGGAGGCCCUGGCAGUAGCAGUGCGUUGCUAUGAUGACCUCAGCCGCCUGCUGUGGGGACUGGAGGGUCUCCCCCUGACUGUGUCUGCUGUUCAGGGAGCUCACCCAGUACUGCGCUACACAGAGGUAUUCCCACCAGCUCCAUUCCGGCCAGCCUACUCCUUCUAUGAGCACCUGCGAGAGCGGGCCUCGCUAGCGCCCCGGCCCGAUAAGCCCUGCCCAGCCUAUGUGGAACCUAUGACCGUGGUUUGUCAUCUGGAGGGCAGUGGCCAGUGGCCGCAGGAUGCCGAGGCUGUGCGGAGAGUCCGAGCUGCCUUCCAGCUGCGCCUGGCGGAGCUGCUAACACAACAGCACGGGCUGCUGUGCCGGGCCACUGCCACACACACAGAUGUCCUCAAGGAUGGGUUUGUGUUCCGGAUUCGCGUGGCCUAUCAGCGGGAACCCCAGAUCCUGAAGGAGACACGGAGCCCUGAAGGGAUGAUCUCACUGAAGGACACGCCUGCCUCCCUCCGCCUUGAGAGAGACACAAGGCAGUUACCCCUGCUCACCAGUGCCCUGCAUGGACUCCAACAGCAGCACCCGGCCUUCUCCAGUGUGGCUCGGCUGGCCAAGCGGUGGGUGCGUGCCCAGCUCUUGGGUGAAGAACUCACUGAUGAGAGCCUGGAUCUGGUGGCUGCUGCCCUUUUCCUGCACCCUGAGCCCUUCACCCCUCCCAGCUCCCCCCAGGUUGGCUUCCUUCGCUUCCUUUUCUUGGUGUCAACCUUUGACUGGAAAAACAAUCCCCUGGUAGUCAACCUCAACAAUGAACUCACGGCGGACGAGCAGGUGGAAAUCCGCAGUGGCUUCCUGGCAGCUCGGACACGACUCCCUGUCAUGUUCAUCGUUACCCCCCAGGACCGCAAAAACUCUGUGUGGACACAGGAUGGACCCUCAGCCCAGAUCCUACAGCAGCUUGUGGUCCUGGCAGCUGAGGCGCUGCCUAUCCUAGAGAAGCAGCUAAUGGACCCCCAGGGACCUGGGGACAUCAGGACAGUGUUCCGGCCACCCUUGGACAUGUACGAUGUGCUGAUCCGCCUGUCUCCCCGCCACAUCCCGCGGCACCGCCAGGCCGUAGACUCACCAGCUGCCUCCUUCUGUCGUGGCAUGCUCAGUGAGCCAGGGCCCUCAACCCUGAUGCCUGUGCUGGGCUAUGAUCCUCCCCAGCUCUAUCUGGCACAGCUCAGGGAGGCCUUCGGGGAACUGGCCCUUUUCUUCUAUGACCAACAUGGCGGGGAGGUGAUUGGUGUCCUCUGGAAGCCCACCAGUUUCCAGCCCCAGCCCUUUAAGGCCUCCAGCACAAAGGGGCGCAUGCUGGUAUCUCAAGGUGGGGAGCUGGUGAUGGUGCCCAAUGUGGAAGCAAUCCUGGAGGACUUUGCUGUGUUAGGUGAAGGCUUAGUGCAGGCCGUAGAGGCCCGAAGUGAGAGGUGGACCGUGUGAUGCCAGUCCUGGAACAAGCUAGAUGGACAAUAGGACUUUGGAGCUCUGGAACACUAUGUCAGGAGGAUAACCUUUGCUUUCAUUGCAUAUGGACCCUCCAUGAGGGCCUGCUGGCCUGAAGACACUGAAUCGUCUCAAAAACUCUGCCCCAAUUUUCUCUCAUAAUCCAGGAUUGAGGCAGGGGUAAUAGUGUCCUGUGGAGUCGCCAGGACCUUCCCAUCUGAACUGCCAGAGAGGAGUAGGAGCCAGUUUAGAGAAGGAGCUAAACCCAAGAGAUCUAUCCACCUGUCAUACCUGGGCCUGGGGCCUUUUUAUUACUAUUUUUAAAAUUAUACAUUUUUUUUCUUUAUUCAUGAUAGCACAUGUGAAUACAAGUGAGAGAAAAAUGAGUACCCUUCCCUAAGAUCAAGUCAUGUCGUGAUCCUUUUCCUUCAGUCCUCCGACCCAUUGGAUCUUAAGCAUUUAUAUACGUGCCUGGCAUAUUUCAGGCUGAUCAUGCUGGGGAUUUAGAUCACAUUUGCCACAUGGGAUUCAGUUUCUUUGAGUAGCACAUUACUGUUGGCCCAAGGAACCUUUUUAUUUUUUAUUGUUCCAUUGUAGGCUUCUCCCAGGAACAGUUGGAGAAGAGGGUAGACAGCUGGGGUGGAGUCUGUCUCCUUCCCACUACAUGUGCUUAGAUCUCAACAUGCCCUUCACUGCAGCAUCAGGCCUUUGAGAUGGCACCCAGAGGAGAUACAGCACUUCCUGAGGGUCAUAGAGCACCAGUGUCAGGCAGUGGGAAGAGGACCAUGUGUGUAUGAACAGACUGCAUUGAAAGGACACAGCGCCCUCCUAUGUUGGUUCUUCUGUCCUCCAGGAUGGCGGCACUAGGGAAAAACAGGAUUGGAAGGAGCUGGGUGGUGAAGGGGUCAGGGGAACUGGUGGUCUUCCAGUCUGAGAGAGAUGCAGGAAGCACUAGAUACCAGCCCCUACCUCCCCUUCCUCCCCUGCCCCCCCAGUAUCUGAGUGCCUUGCACCUUCUGUUUCUGCCUUAGCUAUCUGCCUGUUCAACUCACAAACUGCCGCAUGCACCUCCAGUGGCUUGUAGAGAUGAUUUAUACCCAAGACCUGCUCUUCAGGAGCUUCUAGGGCCCCCUGGAGAAGAGGGAAUGCUGCCUUCUUUCAAUCUGGUCCACACCCCCUUUCUGGCAGCCUCUCUGUUUCUCCGUCUCUAAUCCUGGCUGUUUAUCCAGACUCAGCUUAAAUAGUGCCCCUCCUUAAGCCCCUCCCUGGCCCCCAGCCUUAGGUGAUCUUUCCCUCCUCAGAACUAUUAAGGCAAUUACUGUCUGUUCAGUUCACUUGGCAGGCAUGUACAAUGGUGUGAACUUCUCUAUUGUCUUGAACUCUGAUUUAAAAUUUAAUUGCUUAAUUUCUCCUAUGUACUUCUGGCUUAUCUCCCUUUUUUGACAUGGUUUUGACCUAGUCUCUCAUACGUAAGCUCCUGGAGGGCAGGGAACAUGUUUAGACACAGGUUUCUUGGUGUCCUUCACAGCACCUGGUACAGUGCAGUGCUUUGCUCAGGCAGGAUACAGGUGUGUGCAGAAGGGGCAUCCAGCCCAGGCAACUCGGGUGCAGGAAAGGCCACCAGAAGACUUCAUAAUUUGCAAACUGUCCCACAGGUCGGGUAGUGGUGGUGAGAAGGAAAACCUGAGAUAAUAAAAAGCUGGCAGUUAAGGGCCAGCCAGGGGCAAAGCUCUGUGAUGUUGGGCCUAUGGGAGAAGGCCCCAGGUUUGCAUCAAAGGCCUCCCUGUACACGCUGGGCAUGCCUUAUUCUACUACAGACCAUGUAGGGGUGCCCGUUGGUCAUAGAAGACAUCUUAGAAGAUGUUUAUUGAAUGAAGGAAUAGGCCCAGGAUGGGCACUUUGUACACGGACUGUUUGGUGUCUGGCUAGUGAACACCUGCCUCAGAAUAAGCCACAUGUGGAAAGCUGGUCUCUAAUUUCAUCUCAACUCUUGGUCUUUGUGAAUCUCUGCUGCCCCUGCUGUGACUGUCAUGGGAAAGUGCAACCCAGGGUUGAAGUUAACAUGGAAGAUAAAUUGGUUGGCUUCGUGUAAGAGGAGUCUACAUCUUUCCCAGUGCUGUACAGUCAUGCAUUGCUUAAUGAUGGGAGUACAUUCUGAGAAAUGCGUAAUUGGAGUUUCAUCAUGGGAUCAUCAUAGAGUGUCCUUACACAAACCUAGAUGUUAGACUACACACCUAAGCUAUAUGGCACAGCCUGCUGCUCAUGGGACUGGCGUCCUAUGUGUGACCCGUCAUUGACAUGCCGUGGUGCGUGUGUUGACUGUAUAAUUCAUAAACUUCAUGGAGCCCUGUUGGCCAUGAUCCAUGUUAUCUUUGU